CCUCGACGAACUUGAAAUCGGUCCUCACUGGAGGAGAAACGAGGAAGAGGAUGGACGACGUGCAGAUGUACGAAGGGUCGGACGAGCCGGGUCCUUCCAAUGAAGCGCAUCUACACGCACAAGAGCAGCCAGCAGAAAACGAAGGAGGAGGCCAGCAGGGUCAAGUCGUCGCCUCCCUCUAUCCUCCGAUUCCGGGCGUCUACGCUCGCUUCACGAGGCAGAACAUCCACCGGUACCGCGUCCUCAGAGAUCGCCUGGACGAUGCAAUGCGCGAGGAGUGGAACGAGAUCGAGCCGAGCGAGAGAAUAAAGAGGCAAGGGCUGUUGCUUGAGGAAGCUGAGUCGGCCCUGGCUGCCGAGCGAGGUGGUGCCCUGGACGUGGAUCCCCAAGGCAAGACAGAAAACGAGCAGCCGAGUCUCCUGCCCGCACCAGACUGGGAUGUGAUGCUCGAAAUGGGUGGACCAAAUGUCGACUGGAUCGAGCAAGAUGGAUACUAUUCAUGCUUUGGCGAUCGAUGGCCAAUCGACGAGCAACUGCCCAAUCUUCAAGACACGGGUGUGAGACAGAUGUAUGAGCCGGGAAUCCGCGACCGCCGACCGACGCUGCACGUUCUCCUUCGCACCCUUCUUCAGACCUACCUCACCCUCAUCGACCAGAUUCUCCUUCCUCCCAAAGAGUACUACUUCCGCACCGAAGUACCCGUGGGCGACGAUGGGCCCGAGGGCAUGAUGGCCACCCAAGAAGGAUGGCGAUUCGUGACCCAAGACAUUGCAGGCGAGAUCAACGACAUUGUCGUCAAUUUUCAGCAUCUCCUCAAUGAGCUAAGACCGGUACAGGCGAGAGAGACGCUAAGGAGUACAAUGGAGGAGCAGGUUAAGAGGAGAAAAGAGGAAGCGGCCCUGAUCAGAAGACAAUGCCAGGCCAUGCGAGCGGAGGUCCAGCGCAUGAAGAACGACAUGGGUGCAGAACAAGGCAAAGCGCACAGCUCGGUGUGAUUGAUACCUUGAAUUGUACUUAUACAUCUUGCUACAUUGACCGGUCUACUUUUACG
Acaromyces ingoldii is the source of this 1051-nucleotide messenger RNA. RefSeq lists its product as hypothetical. The coding region runs from base 51 to 995 and encodes 314 amino acids. Gene Ontology annotation, cellular component: mediator complex; core mediator complex. The transcript has 4 exons. NCBI's taxonomy places the organism in Eukaryota, Fungi, Basidiomycota, Exobasidiomycetes, Exobasidiales, Cryptobasidiaceae. The record is from RefSeq and is a predicted model, not a curated record. Gene Ontology annotation, molecular function: transcription coregulator activity. Gene Ontology annotation, biological process: regulation of transcription by RNA polymerase II.